Messenger RNA from Schistosoma intercalatum, 7433 nucleotides. The record is from the annotation of a GenBank genome assembly. NCBI's taxonomy places the organism in Eukaryota, Metazoa, Platyhelminthes, Trematoda, Strigeidida, Schistosomatidae.
AAAUGCUAAGGAAGAACAGAUAAAUUACUCGCACCCCGUCAAUGCUAAGUGUCUUGAUUUAAAUGGUGAUUUGGCUACGAUGAUAAUAGAAAAAGAAAGACGAUAUGCGAACUUGAGUCAAGAGAAGCAUAUCUUCAGGAUUUAAAAAAUUCACUUUUUAAACGUGUGGAAGUAGCAGAAUAUCAAAUGAACAAACUUAUUUCCUUAAGAAAUGAAGAAACAGAAGAGGCUCAGAAAGCCAGUAAAAUAUUACGUUCCAGCAUAGCCAAACUAAGAGAACGCUUUAUAAUAGACAAAAAAGAGCUUGAAAACAAGAUAUGUUCCAUUCAAGACACCUACGAAGGUCGAAUCACAGAACUGAAUAACAUAUUAAGACAAUCAGAGAAAAACCGUGAAAAUUUGUUUGCAAAAUUUAAAACAUCGGAAUUCACAAUUCAAAAGUUAAAUAAAGAAAUUGCGAAUGGUAAGAACGAAUUAAAAGACUCAAUGCGUCGCAUUGCUCAUCUUCAACAGAUUAAUUGUGACUUAUCCAAUGAGUUGGCUAAGUCCAAGUUAACUGUCCAAAAAACUUCAGCUCGUGCGGAGAACUUGGCAAAACAAUACAACGAAUUAAGAUGUAAAACUGAACAAGCAAAUGCUAAUUUAACUCAAAAUGAAAAAGCUGUACGAACUGCGUCUGAAAGACGUUCAUCAGCUGAAAAUGCAUUAGUUGCUGCACAUCAGCGAGCUGAUAAUUUAUGUACACGUAAUACACAAUUGGAAAAGGAAUUAACUACUAUUAAAGUUCGUGCUGAAGAACAAGCAAAAGUGAAUGAUACAACAGUGACAAAACUCAAACGUCGUUUACUUGCUAUUCAAAGUGAAGCUUCAAAAUGGAAACGAUCUUAUCAGGAGGAAAAAAAUAAUCGUGAUCUAGAUUCACAAAAAGCAAAUGAAUUAAUUCAAACUAUUCUAGAUGAACGUAAUUAUUUAGAAAAAGAAUUAAAUUCAACAAAGAAUGAUAUGAAAGAACAUGUUUUAUUAAUUGAACAUUUACAAAAACAAGCUGCUUUUGAUGCAUCCAAUGCAUCAACACGUUUAUUAGCUGCUUUGUCAACUGGUGAAGAAGGUGUAGCCACAGCGUUAGAAUUAAAACAAUGCAUUGAGCAACAUUUACAACCAGAAUUAAAAUCUUUAAUAGAAAAAUGUAAACAUUUGGAGUCCGAACUCAUGGAAUCAAAUAGUAAAAAUGAACAAUUACAACAAGAAUUAAACAAAGCCAAUGAAACUAUUGAACAUACAGAAUUAAAUUUAAACAAACAAAAUGAUAAUUUUGUUAAUGAAUUAAAUUUAUUGAAAGAGCAAAUUUCAGAAGCAAAUGAACAAAUAAACAUUAAAUCAAAAUUAUUAGAAAAAUCAGAAAACCAGAUAGAACAAUAUCAAUCAGAAUUGAAUAGUUUACGUAUGUCUAAAACUAAUAUUAAUGAAUCAACGGUAGAAGAAUUAAAAAAUAUGACAAAAGAAUUAAAUGAUUUAAAAUUAACUCAUACAAUUGUACAAAAACAAUUACAUACUAAUCAACGUAUAAUUAACAAAUUAAAAUUAGCUAAAACUACAGCAUUAACUAAUUAUGAUAAAUUAAAAAUUGAAUUAAAUAAUAAAUGUGAUAAUUAUGAAAAACAAUUAAAUGAAAAAUCUAAUGAAAUUCAACGUACACGACAAAAAUUAAAACAAAUUGAAAUGAAAUUACAAGAAGCGAAUAAUAAAUAUGAAAACCUUAUGGAAGAAUCUAACAAUCAGUUAUGUUUCAGUCAAAAUGUCAUCAAACAGCUAGAAAAUACAAUGAUGAAUCAAAAUAAUCAACUUACAAAAAUUAAUGAAAUGGAAUUAAAAAUAACUGAAUUGAAUAGUUUACUAGCAGAAUCUGAAUUACGUUUAAAAUCUGCUAAUACAACACAGGAAUUAAAUGAUCAACGAUAUAAUGAAUUAGAAAUUUGUUUCAAUCAAUUAAAAAUCAAAUUGAAUGAACGUGAAAAUUUGAUUAAAUUUUUGGAAAAUGAAAUUCAAAGUAAAACUAGUUUAUUUGACGAAAAAUCAAAAGAAUAUGAAUUACUUAAAGCAACAGUUGACCAACAACUUGCUAAUUCAAAUAAAACAGUAGAAUUUUCAACUAAUUUACAUAAAGAAAUUGAAAUACAAAAAUCUAAACUGGAAGAACAUAACAGUCGACUUCAACAAGAAUUGUUAGAAGUUCAAAAAAUGAAUCGACAAUUACAAUUAGAUAUUCGGGAUUUAGAGAGCAAGUUAUUGGAACAAAAUCAUGAUCAAACGAAUCAAAUAUCUGCGUAUAAUGAAACCAAAUACCAAUUAAAAGUGCUAACUGAGAAGUUUAAUACUCAAACAAAACUGUUGGAUGAUACAAAAUUAAAUGUUGAUGCAUUGACCAAGGAGAAACAGUUACUUCUUGAACAAAUUGAACUUGAUAAACAAAAACAUAAACAAUUAGAGCAACGACUUCAGAAUGAAUCAAAAUCACAUGAAGAUUUAAAAACUAUUCUUACUAAUCAGAUUUCAGAUUUGAAUACAAAGUUAUAUGACACUGAAAAACUACUGCAUGAAACCGAGAAUCGAUUUUAUUUAGCGGAACAAAAAGCAGAAUUAGCUUGUCAAAAAGCUAAACAGUUAUCUAUUGAAACAGCAGCUGUAAAAAAUCUCCCACAUUUGGCAAAUCAUUCUGUACAUGCUGAUGAACUUAAUGAUAUAAUUUUAGAUUCUCAGUUACAUCAUAAUAAUGGUUUACACUUAGUUGAUAAUCAGAAAAAUGGAUGCAAACCAAUUUUACAUCAACUUCACAGUCGUAAUCCUUCAUCCGUAAAGUUGCUAGUGGAAGACAACACAUUUCCAAAUUCAGGUCUUAGUAACUACAAAUUAUCGGCUUCAAAUCGAUCUUCUAUGAAUUUUACGCCAUCCUCUCUCAUCGAUAAAUUAGGGAACGUAAGGCGAACUGCGGAGAAUUCAUCAGAUCCUGUCGGUGAUUUAGAAACUUUAAUCCGUCAGGUUACAAAUAAAUUAGAUCAACAAGAGAGAAGUUAAUAUACAUCUUAGUUUUAUAUAGUUUAACCAUAUUUACUUUCAUUGAUAUGAUUUAGUGUUAUAAUGAGUACAAUUACUUUAUGAUGAUACUAGUUUACAAAAUGCUUUUGUUACUUUCCAUAACAAAAACGAAACAUUGAAUUACAAUACUAUACAUGUUUCUUAUGAAUCGAAGCAACAAAAUACGAUUGUUCUCUUGAAUACUUUGUGUUCUACUGGGUUGCAAAUAUUUCAGAUGAUAAAAUUAGUUGUAAUUUCCGUGUAUGUAUGAUACAAUAAUUCAUUUGAAUGUAAACGGCUAUUGAAAAAUUUAUUAAUAAUGAAUUCUAGGCAAGUAUAUCUCUAUUCUACUUUACCUUAAUAAUAAUAUUGUUAAUAAUAAGGGUUCUAAACAUAUGUAGUAUUUUGUUUUGAUUAAUGAACCAUACAUGAUUAUUGCUUUAUCGACAACAUAAUGGUGAAAAGUCAGGAAAAUAGCCCUAGAUUUGUGAAUAUUUCUUGACAUUUAGUUUGUAGGAACCAGUAAAUCAGUCUGAUUGUAUAAUUUGUAACUAAAAGAAAACACUGAACGUAGGUUUUGUCAUAAAAUAAUGUUAAGUGGAAAAUUAGUGAAAAUCAUAAAACAUCUUACAGUUGUUUUGUUCUUGUUUCUAGGUCCUUAGCAGUAUUAACUUUUGACACUGCAUGUUUAAGUGGAAACUUAUAUGUCUCACGCGUGCUAUUUUCCAUUUAUAUCAAUGAGUUGAAGUUUUUAACUUCAGAUUGUUUGAGUCAUAAUAAAACUUUUCAUUCAAUAGUGGCAUAACUGAAAUCAGUGUCGCUUUCAAUUCGUUGUACGGGAGUAUUUUGAAAUCAUCUAUUGGCUAAGGGUGUGAGUGAGACAUAAAAAACAUCUUAGGGGUUAUGAGUAUAACUAUUUCGUUCACAGUAAGCGAAUAUAACGUACCCGAUUGUUCUAUCCCAACAGUGGAGUUAGGUAAGAUUGCCCAACCAACUCAACUUCGCCACUGAUGAUAUCCUUCAAGCAGCAGUGGCAGGAGUCGGUAGUGAUGGUCAAGGUCUGUUACUUGGAGAAAGGGAUUCGAUCUUAAGUAUACCGUCAAUGUUAUCUCACCAUUUGAUGAUAAACGUUAUACAGAGAUGAAAUGGAAAUCAGUAUCAACAAGUGCAAUACGCACUUUGCAACUUAUAAAUGUAAAAGACAUGGACAAUAUUAACAGGAGCCUGUACCAAGAGUCACUUCAGCAGACCGUUAGAAACUGUCAAGAACCUUUUGUCGUAAGGAAGUUAGUGCUGCAGUGGCUGGUAAGACCAAUAUUUAGUAAGAACCAGUAUGUCUUGCAUCAACCCGUUAUGAUGUAGGUUCGACUAUGAAACAAAAUACGGUGGAAGCGGUUCUAGUUGACAGUAUUCUAGGACUCUGCUCAAUCAUGGCUGCACUCGUAGGACUGUUGACAUGUAGUAGCAACACUAUGUUAGUUAUGCUUAGAUGUUACGGUGAGUAUCCAAGACUGGUGACGAUAGUUCGGAUGUUACUAUCAACUUGAAACACCGACUUAAGCAUUGAGGACAUGUUUUACAAAUUUCACCUCAGUUGUUUCCAUGUCACUCCAUUUUCCGGUGACUGGAUGGGAUGAGAACUGCAAGAAAGUGGCCUACAUAUGACCUGGGACCUUGAUGAGGAUGUCUCUAUAUGACUGAUACAUCGGAUCAUCAAGACAUCGUGUUUGAGAUAUUAGCGGCAAUACAGCUUUUAUUGCUAUCGAACAUUUUUCAGGAAAAUAAUUGAUGAAGAUCCUCGUUUAGUUUUCUACAUUAUUUACAAAGGUUUCGAUCAGGGAGUUCCAAUUCCCUCAAGAUUAUAGGCAUGCCUUAAUGAAGAGUGCCAAGUAACACGAAAUACGGGUCCAAAGUCUCCUGUUGACUACCUCCAACCACCACCUAAUCUCAACAUAGUGCACGAAAUGUCAAGUCACCUAGACUAGUCGCUACAUUGCAGCUUGGUCGAUAGCAUCCGAUCUACACUAAGAAGGACUUGACACACAUGUAAUUGAUCGCCAUUCAGUGAUGAAUUAGUUUUGGUAUUUAGGCUGUAUUAUUGAAUAAAUUGUACUUACUUUACGUAGUUUGUCUCCCGGUCUUUUUUAGUUCUCCGAAACAUACCUUCACUUGCGUUUUGCAUGGCACUAAACUUAUUAUGAACCAGAGCGUAUUUAUUUUAAAAAUGUAGUGAACCCCAGCAAAUAACUUAUACAAAAUGUGGCAAUACUCAAUUUCGCUAAUAUUAUACAAAAAUUAAAUUACCACAAAAACCGAUGUGACUGUCCGGAAAUAAAUUCUAACAAUAACACAACAUGAAAUAGUAUACUAAAUAACAAAAAACCGAUAACAACUGUUAUGAGAUGAAUGCUACUAGUAAGGUCCUUUUAGGAUAACAACCACGAAAAGGUUUCGCUCGAUUAACAAAGGUUCCUCUGUGCUGUUUGCUCCAACGGUAUGACGCGAAACAUAAGUCUGAUAGCGAUGUUGAAUAGUAAUCUAUGCCUGAAGGGAUGUUAUAACACUAAUUUAAACUUCACUAACAGGCCGGGAUCAAUAUAAGUAGAAGAAUAGAAGACGAAAAUAGGGUUCAUUUGAAUGUCAACGACAGCAUCAGCCAAUUAAUAAUUCUGCCUUCCAGAGUAAGAGUUGAUAUUGUGACAUUUUCCAUCUAAAAGUGUGUUGAUUGGAAAUGUGGGAAUAUCAGAUAGCUUGACGAGAAACCGUUUUCUGAGAAAUUCUGAAAUUAAGAUACUUUUUUGUUAAAACACAAUAACAAACUACUGAGAAGCUUUCUGAUUGUUGUGACACUUUUACGUAGUAUGCAGUUCUGAGGUGAAAGCGUGUUUGAGAAAAAUACAGUUAUUUCGUCCUGGUUGUGACUUGACUGCUUCGUGUAUUUAUUGCAACAAAAACAUGCUUUGUCUAGUUUAACAUGGAUUAUUUCGAUGAAUGUUUGGAAUUUUCAUCGGAUCAUUAUUGUGGUAUCCUUUUUUAGUUGAUCUUAAAGUAGAUUUUAUGUUGUCUGUCUUUGUAGUUUGUUUACAAACACAGGAUUCUUUGGGUUUAUGUCUAGUGUUGUUUGAGUAUAAUUUACUGAUCAGGAGGCGAUCAGUCUUCUUGGUUUGGUCUCUAGGACAGUUGUUGAUAGUUGCACUGGUAGCAUGAGAACUGAAAAUCUCUUCUAAAGCAAACAAAGAGUGGAAUAACACUGCAUAUUGGUGGUCACGAUCCUAAAGUAGUACUUUAAGACCUGGAUUAAACCGUCACCGUCCCAAGUCAUCCAAACGUGUCUGAUCUGAGUUACAGAGAAUGAAUGACCAUGCGGAGACAGUGAAUAGAAUGAAAGAAGUCGCAAACAAUACCCGUUUGGUUGAUAUUUUCUAUGUUAGACAUCCAUUCUGCAUCACAGAAUAUACCGGUAAAUUCCCAAAGUAAGGCUGAACUUAACCCUAGCGUGUCUGUCAGUAAUUUGAUAGAACCCAACGACACUUAUCCGAAGAUCAGACACCCGGGUGAUUUGGUAAGGGUUAAAGCAUUUGUUCGUAGUACCUCACCAGAAUACUCUGUAGCAGUUCAGGUCAAAAAUUUGACAAGAAUAUAUAAGUGCGACGACGAGCAUGAUCGACCCCAACCAUACAUAGCCAGUAUUAUAAACAUCCUCCCCUAUAUUUACAUGUCACAUGAUAACGAGAAUUGUGAAAUCAUUAUCUGAGAACUGACCAUUGAAUUUUGUACAUUUAUAUUGGAUGUCAUCUAUCGUAGUUCAAUCUGUUUAGCUGAUUACUUUAUCUUGGAGUACAUUGGGUUAUGGUGUGAAGAUAACUAAUUCAUGAUAUUAUGAAGUUUUAUUCACCUGAUAUUAUCUGGGCACAGAUAGCCAACGUAAAAUUUAAAGACUCAGAAGUAGGCUCCUAGUGACAGUAAUGGGGUAUGCUUCAGCACCCCAUACAUUUGAAAUCUCUCACUUUCGUCCAAACCAAGGAACACAUUGCUAGACUUAGUAAUCACCCAUGCUAUCGAAAAAAUUGUCUAAACAUUCUCCCACCGUUAGCGAAUAGCGGUGACAGAGUUUUGUCAUUCAUGUUAAGAGUUCGAUCAGGCUGAAACUCAUCAAAUCGUGCGGAAGGAAAAAUUAUUAACUAUUCAAAAGUGCGCUGUGACGACAGAGUGGUCAAAAAACCAGCUUAUCAGUUGAAGAGUCAUGGCGUAUAUUUAUAGGAACACUUAUCUUAGUUAUAUCGUUUAAUAUGACAUGCGUAGUAAAACGCAGACCAACUAACCAUCCGUCAUGAGUAUAUAAAGCGGUGAAGAAACAAAUC